AUGAGACUCAUCAUUAGAGACGAUCCGGAGACCGCCAGCUACUAUGUGGCCAACUAUAUCAUCCAGAGGAUCAAGCAUUUCAAUCCAACCCCCUCCCACCCUUUCGUCCUUGGUCUUCCCACCGGGUCUAGUCCGUUGGCUGUGUAUAGAAUAUUGGUGGAGAAAUAUAAAGCUGGAGAGAUAUCAUUCGAAAAUGUCGUCACCUUUAACAUGGAUGAGUACAUCGGGAUACCGAGAGACCAUCCCGAGUCCUACCACUCGUUCAUGUGGAAGAACUUCUUUUCUCAUGUCAACGUCAAGCCCAACAACGUCAACAUCCUAAACGGCAACGCGCCCAACCUCGAGGCCGAGUGCGUCGAGUACGAGGCCAAGAUCAAGCGCGUCGGCGGGAUUGAUCUCUUCCUGGGCGGCAUUGGCGAGGACGGCCACAUUGCCUUUAAUGAGCCGGGCUCCAGCCUGGCGUCGCGGACGCGGGUCAAGACGCUGGCCUAUGAUACCAUUAUUGCCAACUCGCGCUUCUUCGGCAACGACCUCGACAGCGUCCCGCGCAUGGCCCUGACCGUCGGCGUGCAGACGGUCCUCGAGGCCCGCGAGGUGGUUGUCAUCAUCCUCGGCUCCCGCAAGGCCCUCGCCCUCCAGCGCUGCAUCGAGCAGGGCGUCAACCACAUGUGGACUCUCUCGAGUCUUCAGCUCCACCCGCAUCCCAUGAUUGUCUGUGACGAGGAUGCUACCCUGGAGCUGCAGGUCAAGACUGUCAAGUACUUUAAGAGUAUCGAGCAAGUAGCCCGUCAACAAGGAUUCGAGCAAAUCCUGCCCUCGACCAUCCGCACGGGUCCGACGACCACUAUCCAGGUGCCCAAGACACCGCCCGUGGUGGACAUUCACACACCCCCUUCCCCCGAGUCCCCAAUCAUAUCGUCACCCACGAUCCUGGCACCGCAGCCGACCACAUCGCGCUUCCUGCGCCCCACGUCGCCGGCCAACGAGUACCCCCUCCGCUCGGUAUCCCCCGAGCUGGUCCCCGACCGCAUGGCUGACCGUGUCGGCGUCCCGACGCUUGCGGCGCGGUUGACUCCCCGUCCUGAGCAGCAGCAGCGUCUCGCUAGUGUCGGGGCUUGA
Messenger RNA from Pestalotiopsis fici W106-1, 1119 nucleotides. RefSeq lists its product as uncharacterized. Gene Ontology annotation, cellular component: cytoplasm. The transcript is spliced from 4 exons. The record is from RefSeq and is a predicted model, not a curated record. Gene Ontology annotation, biological process: carbohydrate metabolic process; N-acetylneuraminate catabolic process; D-glucosamine catabolic process. NCBI's taxonomy places the organism in Eukaryota, Fungi, Ascomycota, Sordariomycetes, Amphisphaeriales, Sporocadaceae. Bases 1 to 1119 code for a protein of 372 amino acids. Gene Ontology annotation, molecular function: identical protein binding; glucosamine-6-phosphate deaminase activity.